ACGGCAGUUCGUCUGGAGGUGCCGGGCAGAAGAACACGCCUCUCCCCCCUCUCUCUUCUUAACACCGGCUUCUUCAACACCAGGGGAAAGCCUACGUCUUCAACAGGGCCGAGGAUUCGACUUGAGCUUGUUCGGAAGCACUGUCACCAUGGCGGCCAACUUGACGAUUCUGGCGGCUGACUUCGCCACCUUACAGAAGAAUGCGGACCAGCUAUUCCUUCUAAUCAUGGGCUGCAUGGUGUUCUUGAUGCAGUCCGGGUUCGCCUUCCUGGAGGCCGGCUCCGUCAGGAGUAAGAACACCACCAACAUCCUCAUCAAGAACAUGCUCGACAUCUUCAUCACCGGGCUGUGCUACUGGAUGUUCGGCUACGCCUUCGCGUUCGGCCAGGUCGGGAACCCCUUCAUCGGACACUCCGACUUCUUCGCGGGGAGUCUCCGGCACUCCCCAGACCCAGCCUUCUGGUUCUUCCAGUUCGUGUUCUGCGCCACCGCUACCACCAUCGUGUCGGGGGCAAUGGCCGAGCGGACGGAGUUCGUCUGUUACCUGGUCUACUGUGUCGUCAUCGGAGGGUUCAUGUAUCCGGUAGUGACGCACUGGGCCUGGUCUGACGUCGGCUGGCUGGCGAACGGGCCUGGCGGGAUAGUGUACAAGGAUUUUGCAGGAAGCGGAGUUGUCCACGUGGUGGGCGGAACCACUGCGCUGGUGGGGGCGAAGAUACUGGGCCCGCGUAUCGGUCGCUUUAAGGACGGGCAACCUGUGCAGAUCCCUGGACACACCGUGCCGCUGGUCGCCCUCGGUGCGUUUAUCCUGUUCUUCGGGUUCCUGGCCUUCAACGGCGGCUCGCAGGCCUCCAUCUCCGGCGCCGGGGACGGCCAGAUCGUCUCCAUCGCCAUGGUCAACACGCUCGUGUCCGGGGCAGCGGGAGGACUUGUGGCCAUGAUGGUGAAACGGUCCGGACUGCUGGGCGGGGUCAACUGGAGUUUGUUGACCUCCAUCAACGGAGCGCUGUCCGGCAUGGUAGCGAUCUGCGCGGCAGCCGACUCGGCCUACUCCUGGGGUGCGGUCGUCAUCGGGGUGGUGGCCGGGGUGGUCUACUGCGCAUGGUCAAAACUAGUGAUCAAGCUGGGAGUGGACGACCCUCUGGACGCAGUGGCAGUUCACCUUGGCGCCGGACUGUGGGGUGUUCUGGCCGCGCCUAUCCUGGCUAGGGACGUCGGACUCAUCACAGCUGACAAGGAGUACGCUCUCCGGCUGUUCGGAUGGAACCUGCUGGGAGUCCUGGUCAUCAUGGUGUGGUGCGCGGUGGUGUCCGCGCUCAUGUUCGGCACGCUCAAGUGCCUCGGCAUUCUCCGGGUGCCGCCGGAGAUAGAGCUCAGGGGCCUUGACAUCCCGAAGCACGGCGAGCCGGCCUACCCGACGGAGAGUUACGGGCACGGGUGGACCAUCAUGCCGCCGGACUUCAGCCCCGACCCGUACGGGCCCGACGGCAAGCCGCAGCCGCAGCCGGUCUACAUCACCAGGAGCAAUGGUCAGUCCUGA
Molecule: messenger RNA, 1540 nt
Organism: Branchiostoma floridae (Florida lancelet)
Lineage: Eukaryota; Metazoa; Chordata; Leptocardii; Amphioxiformes; Branchiostomatidae
Product: putative ammonium transporter 1
Exons: 13
Coding region: 149-1540 (463 amino acids)
Biological process (GO): ammonium transmembrane transport; ammonium homeostasis
Cellular component (GO): membrane
Molecular function (GO): ammonium channel activity
Source: RefSeq, a predicted model, not a curated record